GGCCGGUGCCGGCAACGUCACGCUCUGAGGGGACCCUCGGCGGCGGCGGCCCAGCAUGGGCGGCCCGCGCUCCUCUCCGGCGUCCCUUCGCUGAGCAGCCAUGGCCGGCCCUUCCCGAGACCUGGUGGGCACCGACGUCUUCGACGAGGCCGUGCAGAGCACCUGUGACGUCGCCUCCCACUGCAAGCGGUAUGCUGUAAGUGUUGGCUACUGGAAAGACCCUUACAUUGAACAUUUUGUAAGCCAUCCAAAAGAAAGGAAGGCACCUGAAAUCAGCCGUGGGUAUUAUGCCCGGGUCCAAGGAGUUGGUCGUUUACUUAAGGCUUUCUUAGAAAAGACAAAAUGCAAUUGUCAAAUUAUAAAUCUUGGUGCCGGCAUGGAUACUCUGUUUUGGAAAUUAAAGGAUGAGAAUCUUCUUCCUUUGAAAUACUUUGAAGUUGAUUUUCCAUCUAUAGUAUCAAGGAAAAUUCACUACAUCAAAUCAAAGCCUCCUCUCUCCAAACCGAUCAUGGAAAGCCAUUCAGGGGAGACUGUUCUCAUAGACGCACAUAGUUUGGAUACCAGCCGAUAUGCCAUCGUUGGAGGUGAUCUUCGAGACCUGCCCAAAUUGGAAGAACAGCUGAAGAAAUGCCACAUGGAUCCAGAUUUGCCAACGCUCCUGAUGACGGAAUGUGUGCUGAUCUACAUGACCACGGAGCAUUCGGGUGGCCUCAUCAAGUGGGUGGCAACCACGUUUCGGUCUGCCAUGUUUAUCAACUAUGAGCAGGUGAAUAUGUUGGAUCGCUUUGGACAGAUCAUGAUUGAGAACUUGCAGAGCAAGCAGUGCGAGCUGGUUGGUGCAGAUGCUUGCAGAUCUCUGGAGACCCAGAAGGAACGGUUCCUGCAACAUGGCUGGGAAACAGUAAAUGGUCUUGAUAUGCUGAAGGUCUAUCAGAGUUUGCCAUCAGAUGAGAUCAAAAGGGUAGAGGCACUUGAGUUUCUGGACGAGAAGGAACCAUUUGAGCAGCUCAUGCAACAUUACUGCCUGUGCUGGGCUAUCAAGGAUUCCCAGAAUUUAGGCCUUGCAGACAUUACUCUGUGACGCAUUUGCUCCAGUGGAGCUCCAGGUGAACCUGCUGCCCCCCUCCCGGUGGGCCUCUGCAUGCAUCCACUGCCCCUCUGCUCCCGUGAAGGUGCUCGCAGGUGAACAUGAGCCUUGGAGCCGUGGCAGGCACCCUCCCCUCCCCCAUUUGUGGCACGUGACAACCUUUUGAAUAAAUUCCUCUUUUUGUGAGCAGCUGAAAAACAAGCAAGUCUCUCUCCCUUCUGUAGG
Messenger RNA from Ahaetulla prasina, 1312 nucleotides. RefSeq names its product leucine carboxyl methyltransferase 1-like. The transcript has a single exon. The record is from RefSeq and is a predicted model, not a curated record. Bases 101 to 1081 code for a protein of 326 amino acids. Gene Ontology annotation, cellular component: cytosol. Gene Ontology annotation, biological process: C-terminal protein methylation. NCBI's taxonomy places the organism in Eukaryota, Metazoa, Chordata, Lepidosauria, Squamata, Colubridae. Gene Ontology annotation, molecular function: protein C-terminal leucine carboxyl O-methyltransferase activity.